AUGUCCUCCGAUCUCCAGUGGCUCCUGCUCCGUAAAUCCAACUCUUAUAUGGUCAAAGGCCUUCCUGAGGGCCCAAUAUUCUCCAAAGAGCCUGGGAACCUUCUCAACAUUCAUUCGCACAAAUACUCUGGACUUGCCAAUGCCAAGACUAUUGAUGUUUCGGAUGUUAACGGCAAAAUAACGAUUACCACUCACAAGACUAAGGUCUCGCCUCGCGCUGUUGCUCCUGUCCGUUCGACCUUCUCCGUCCGUUCUCGAUCUGGCACUCGUCGUGCACUCGGUAUCGCCUCUAGCACCGCUAAGCGUGGAUACAGACCUGACUUGCGAAAGGUGAGCGAACGUCUCUUUGCUCGCAUUUGUGGAUGGGCAAUCUACCUGUUCUGCUCUCUACUCAAUGUUUUCUUCUUCCUUCGUUAUCUAUCACCUUACCUAUAUUCUUCAUUUCAUUACUUCAUACACGAACGCACUCUCGUUAGAACCCGCUGGAUAAACACUGAAAAGUGGUAUGAAAGUUGGGCGUGGACAUGUUUGCAAGAUCAAUCCAAUUCUAUCUAG
Messenger RNA from Lentinula edodes (shiitake mushroom), 555 nucleotides. Its product is annotated as ribosomal L28e protein family-domain-containing protein. The record is from RefSeq and is a predicted model, not a curated record. The transcript has 4 exons. Gene Ontology annotation, molecular function: structural constituent of ribosome. Gene Ontology annotation, cellular component: ribosome; cytosolic large ribosomal subunit. The coding region runs from base 1 to 555 and encodes 184 amino acids. Gene Ontology annotation, biological process: translation. NCBI's taxonomy places the organism in Eukaryota, Fungi, Basidiomycota, Agaricomycetes, Agaricales, Omphalotaceae.